GUGGCGCAGUGUUCAGAAUUGUGUGCCUUAUUCUACUGUUCUUAGCUGUGGAUCUGAGAGGCUGGCUGUUGGACAGUGCUGAUUAUUAAAGGUGUAGAGGAAUUAUCUGCUGGCUAAGUAAUAUUUCAAGGUAUAUUUGGGUUUCUCGGUGAUCAACACAAGUCAACAUGAGUACUGCUACACAGAGGAAAAGACGGACUUCAUCUGCUACAUGUUCCCGCCGUGGAAACAGCAAGAGGAGCCGGACCCAGAUGUCUCAAACAGCAAUGGAGACCAUUGAUGUGCUGGAAACUGACAGAACUAACAGUGAAGAAGAUGUGGUAGAUUUAACAUGUGAAGGGUCUGAACCUGCAGUUGUUGACCUCACCAAUAAUGAUUCUAUUGUGGUUGUGGAAGAUGGUGUACAAAGCAGACGUGGACAGGGCACAGAGAGUUAUGUAUUGAGCAGUGAUGAAGAGGAAGAGUCCAGUCUCAGACUCAGUCCAGGCUUACUGUCCUCUCUUCAUGCCAGCUCACGAGCCAGGUCUACACCAGGGGCUGUUAGCUGUCCUGUUUGCAUGGAUGCGUAUUCAGAGAUCAUCGACAGUGGGCGGCUCAUGGUCUCCACGAAGUGCGGCCACCUUUUCUGCAGUCAGUGCAUCCGCGACUCUCUCAACAGAGCUCACAGCUGCCCUACAUGUAGAAAGAAACUCACGCACAAACAGUACCACCCAAUAUAUAUCUAAUGGUAAAAACUCUGUCUUACAGGGUUCCGUAGUAUUCUCUCAUGAAACAACUUCACAGUUCCAUAUUUUCACUGGCUGUUUAAUAUUUUACACAUCCAUGUCGAGAUGACAUUUGGCAUUAUUUUUACUUGUGAGAUUCUGUUGGAACUAAAAGGGCACUUAGUCCAAGAUUUAGUAUGUUUAAAUUAUAUAUAUAUAUAUAUAUAUAUAUAUAUAUAUAUAUAUAUAUAUAUAUAUAUAUAUAUAUAUAUAUAUAUAUAUAUAUACACACACUGUUUUGAGGAGGAGUUUUGGGAACAUAUCCUGACAUCAAGUAUUUUGGGUUUAUGGUUUAAGGCUGCUAAAUUAAUUGAUCUUAUUUUUUUUUUUUUCAACUCUCCAAUUAGUAUUAGGUUCCAGUUCAAAUGAAAAAUGAAUGACCAACUGUCACAAGUAGGAUCUUGUAUGUAAGUUUAGUCUUGAGCAAAAUAGUUUCCUGCUGUAAUGGUCUCCAUUUAAUGUUUAGUGAAGUUUGUAAGCCCGUAAUGAUAGUUUGGGGCGCAUCGCCUUCACAAUUUUUAGAUCGCCCCCUCUCCUUGUAUCUCGUCUCAUUUGUUUAUGUAGCCUUCAUACUAGCCUUGUUAGCUUUCUGUCAUCCCCGGUCACUUAUUUUCAUUCAUUAUCUGUUUAUUUGAUCCAACUUCAGAUUCUUAUUUUAUCAUCAAGCAUAUUGUUGUAUUCACACCAGUUUUUAAGAAACAAAGAAUGCUGAUUAUGUAAAUGUGCUUUCAUCCCAGAAGACCUCUUCAACUGAUCAUUUACUCAGUGGUUAGAGAAGUGAAGGGUUGAGUUAUCACUUCACUUCUUGACUGGUUAACAGAGGGUUACUGGAGGACUAAAGCUAACAAGGCUUGUUUGCCAACUUAUAUGUGUUAAAUGUUAAUAUCUGUAUAUACUUUAAUGUACAAAGGACCUGUAAGUUAAAAGGCGUUAGUAAUGUAAAGACAAUAACGUUUAUUUCAAUAAACAUUUUGAUCAAUGA
Messenger RNA from Puntigrus tetrazona (Sumatra barb), 1746 nucleotides. RefSeq names its product ring finger protein 4 (gene rnf4). Gene Ontology annotation, biological process: positive regulation of transcription by RNA polymerase II. The transcript has 8 exons. The record is from RefSeq and is a predicted model, not a curated record. NCBI's taxonomy places the organism in Eukaryota, Metazoa, Chordata, Actinopteri, Cypriniformes, Cyprinidae. Gene Ontology annotation, molecular function: zinc ion binding; transcription factor binding. Bases 168 to 725 code for a protein of 185 amino acids.